AUGGACACCUCUUCCUCGUGUGUCUACUACAACGGCACUUUCACUUCAGAGGCAACCCGGGCUCUGAAGGUCAUGUCUCCUCUGGGCGUCCUCAUCUGCCUCGGGGGGCUGGUGGGCAACGGCCUCGUCCUCGGCCUCCUCGUGUUCUCGGUCAAGUGGGGGGGCUUCACCGUCUUCAUCUUCCAUUUGUCACUGGCUGACUUUCUCUACCUUUCUGGUCAGACAGUGUGGUUCAUGCAAAUCAUAUUGGAUACCUUCCACGGCAUCUGGUUUGACGUGGAGCACAUAUAUAUACUCACAGACACGUCCUACACGGCGGGGCUGUGCCUGCUGGCCGCCAUCAGCGUCGGGCGCUGCCUGUCUGUCCUGUGUCCCAUCUGGUGCCGGCUGCGCGCUCCCAGGCACGCGCCCGCCGCGCUGUGCUCCCUGGCCUGGGUCCUCUCCCUCUCAGUGAACGUGCACCUUUUCCUUGUCUGUUGGGGGAAGAUGCCGAGGAACCAUGAAUUUUGUUGUGUGUAUGAGGAGAUCAUUUUUGGUUUCUUCUGUGUUCUUCUCUCUGUCAUGGUGCUGUGCGUUGUGAUUGUGCCGUUCAAGGUCAUGUGCAGCACCCAGCUCCGCCCUCCCCUCAAGUUUUAUGUGUCUGCGCUUCUGACGGCCCUGUUCCUCCUGUGCGCCUUUCCCUACGGCAUCCAUCUGUACUACACUCAUUAUUCUGGCACGUUCCAUUUGCCCCAUCUUCUGCUGCUCUCCUGUGUGAACAGCAGCGCCAACCCCCUCGUCUAUUACUUCGUAGGGAGAAUCGGGGGGCGCAGGCAGGGGGGGAACUUCCGGCAGAUUUUCCAGAAGACGCUGGGGGAGGAGACAGGUGUGAGAAGGGACACUUCCAGCGGGGCCGUCAGUAGUUCAGCGUGA
This is a messenger RNA of Pteronotus mesoamericanus, 912 nucleotides long. Its product is annotated as mas-related G-protein coupled receptor member B4-like. Gene Ontology annotation, cellular component: membrane. Gene Ontology annotation, biological process: G protein-coupled receptor signaling pathway. Bases 1 to 912 code for a protein of 303 amino acids. The transcript has a single exon. Lineage: Eukaryota; Metazoa; Chordata; Mammalia; Chiroptera; Mormoopidae. Gene Ontology annotation, molecular function: G protein-coupled receptor activity. The record is from RefSeq and is a predicted model, not a curated record.